Pocillopora meandrina is the source of this 2468-nucleotide messenger RNA. Lineage: Eukaryota; Metazoa; Cnidaria; Anthozoa; Scleractinia; Pocilloporidae. The record is from the annotation of a GenBank genome assembly.
AUGGCGUCCAAGCGAGUAUUGCCAGUUGGGUUGCAAUCGGCUCUUCCUGUAGGCCUUUCAGCAGCGAUGAGGGAAGAUAAAAAAAACACCAGACCAACAAAUGUUCAACAGUUAAACGAAAUUUCCAUAACUGCACAAGGAUUACAAACGGUUGAAGAAAUUAUUAGCAAAGCGACCUAUUUGUUUCGAUGUUUGCAAGAAAAGAACAUGGUUGUGGACGACAAGUCUAAACAAGAAGCGCGGAAUAACAACAAAAAAGUACAAGAUACGUUGAAUAGUUUGAAGGAGCUGUUCUCUCGCCUGAGGGUUUUCUACGAUGAGAGUAACAGAAGGAUAGAAAUCCCUAAUGGGGAAGAUUUGGAGGCGAGUUGUUUUUGUGUUGUUGAUGUUGUUGCUUUGUUCUGGUAGUUCUCUUUCGCUAUUUACUAAUGUUGGCUUUUUGUUUGAAAAAAAGACUGCAAUUAUUAAUAAGUCUGAUGGUUGUUUGUAUUGUAGGCGUUCAUACUUGCAGCGUUAUUACUGAUCAAGUUUAAAAAAAGAGAAAGAGCUUUCUCAAUUCUGUCUUUGUAUUCAAUGAUAUGAGGUAACUGGUUGUCCUGCUACUUCCCCUAUAUCCUUGAUAAAAUGAUGUCCUAUUCUUUGUCAGUUGGCUUGUUAUUAUUUACACCACUGGGUGUGAGAUUGAUGGUAAACUAAGCAAUAUGAUGUGAAUAUGCACAAGGGCAGUAAAAAAUUCUCAACUCUCUCAUUUAAAAGUGCAUGGCAUAAUGAUUUUUCCUCUAGGCUCUGAUUCCCUUGAGAACUUCAGAGGAAGAUUCUGACAUGGACACAUCCAAUGAUUCAACGGCACUUGGAAUUGAGCAUGAUACCCUUCAAGAGGUAAUUUCAUCUUUUGAACCCUAGGAGUGACUUAUCAUCAGCUUCUAUUUCUAUUUUCAAUAUUGCCCCUAAAUCAAACAUUAACCCUUUAACUCCCAUGAGUUACCAAGAUAGAAUUUCUCCUUACAUUAUCAAUACAAAAUCAAAAAGACAAGUGAUGAGAACCAAGAAAAAUAUCAAUUAGGGGAAUAUUAAUAGAUCCAAUACCAAAUUCUCAGAAGUAACAUCUGAAGAAUUGUAUAGUAGACAGGAAGGAGAAAUACUAAUGUGAUCUUGGGAGUUAAAGGGUUAAGGUCAUUUAAAUAGAGGAAAUGAUGACCACCUAAAGAAGCUCUUGAUUGAAGAUGAAAGUGAUCUUUGCAGUAAUGAACACUACUUAAGUGGAGAUGAAAAUAAAGCCAGAAAAAAACUCAGGCCUGUAUAGGAGUUGAACACAUGACCCCUGCAAUAUGAAAGCAUGAAAAAUAAAAAGGAUGAGUCCAAUAGAUCGCAAGUGAGAACCAAUCAGAAUGUGUGCAUAACUGUGCUUAUUAUAUAAUAGCUGAUAUACCUUAAACAUUCAGCCUGUGUUUUGACAGGGGUGGGUUUUUGUGUUCUAUGGUUUCAAGUAGGUAGACCUGCUAAGUACAGAGACAUAAGUUUACUGGGUAUACAGAUUUACGUAAAACAGCAGUAUCCACCUACAAAAUUAAUGAAAACUUCUCUCUCCCAGUUUUUUUGAGUGGUACUGAUAGUUUUUUUCCAACUUGAAACAAUAAGUUGGGAGAGGGAAACCAGGCUCACUGCAUAACAUUUAUUGGCCAAUCACAAUAUUUAUCCAAAGAAACACAGUUGUGGGAAAAGUGUCAUCGUCCUUAACAUAGCUUUACUGGUUAUUGGCAUUAUUUGGAAUGUUGACAUACAGUGUAAUAAUUGCACUCACAGAUUUUGGUCUUGAUUCUUCUUCAACAGAAACUGAGAAGCAAGAACCAGGAAAUAAAAGAACUUAUAGAUAAGCUGAGAACUUUGAUAUGGGAUAUCAACACCAUGAUGGCUUUAAAACCAAGCUAAAACAUCAGUUGUGCUUUAUUUGUACAAAGAAAUAGCAGCCAAUGUCCAACCAAACCCUUUCCUUCCCCAAGAUACUGAUUUUUAAUUCUCAUCAAUGUCUGCCAUACAUUUCUGAAAAUCUUACUUUUGCGAAUAUGGUGUUUAUUAAAGCACUAUCCCUUUAGUUGAUAUUUUUCAAUCUUCUCACCACCUGACUGCUUGCUAGUCCACCAAUAUUAUAAGGAGAAAUGUAUUUUUGGUCAUUCAAAGAGUGAAAGGGGUUACCUAUGCACUUUCAGACUUCUAAAGGAAACUUGAACAUAUCAUUACCUGCAAGGAGCAUUUGAAUUUGAAAAUAAAUGGAAACCUUUAGGCAGGGUUUGCAAUGAGAAAUGUAACAGUUAAAGAAUAGUGUAAAGUAACUGGAAAAAAUCCACCAUAUUGGACUAAAACAACAAUCAAGCCAUUAACUUUGCAUUAAAGAAUUGUUCUUUGGAGUAUGAUAUGUAGACAUGUACUUCUUUAUGAAACAUGUUACCUUUCUGGGUAUAACUCUGCCA